Rhopalosiphum maidis (corn leaf aphid) is the source of this 1094-nucleotide messenger RNA. RefSeq names its product dehydrogenase/reductase SDR family member 11-like. NCBI's taxonomy places the organism in Eukaryota, Metazoa, Arthropoda, Insecta, Hemiptera, Aphididae. The coding region runs from base 141 to 914 and encodes 257 amino acids. Gene Ontology annotation, molecular function: oxidoreductase activity. The record is from RefSeq and is a predicted model, not a curated record. The transcript is spliced from 6 exons.
GAAUCUGUCGGCUCUGACGAAAUACUGUCAUUCAGAUCGUUUGUGCGUGCUGCAUCGACGUAGCACUUGCAAUACAAUAUUUUUGUGAUUUAUUUCGAAAUAAAUAAUAUACUCGACAGUUUUUAUUCGCGACUAAAGAAAUGGACCGUUGGACGGAUAGAGUCGUCUUGGUGACUGGAGCUAGUUCAGAGACCGGACGGUCAAUCGUGACCGAACUGUCCAAAUACCCUUUGAAAAUCGUCGCUGUGGAUCGGGAAAUCAUUUCAAUACAAAAACUUUCCGGCGAGCUGCAGUCCGCCGUGGCUAAAAUCUAUCCGGUUCAAUGUGAUUUUACUCGCGAAUCGGAAAUAGUAAAUGUGUUCAAGUGGAUCGAAACCACCAUUGGCCAAGGAGUGUCGGUUACGAUCAAUAACGUCGGCACAUCGAUUAAAAGCAAAAUUUUGGAUGGCGAAACGAACGACUGGAAAUAUUUGUUCGAUCUCAACGUCAUCGCAGUAACAAUAUGUUGUAGGGAAUCGUAUACAUCGAUGCAGAAAUACGAUAUUACAGAUGGACACAUUAUAAAUAUAAACAGCACCGCUGGGUACACAAUGCUACCAUUUCCAGGAGAAAAAGUGUACAAUUCGUCGAAAACUGCACUUGCGUAUUUAACCGAAGGCCUUAGACACGAAAUCAUUUAUCAUGGAUCUAAAAUCAAAGUAACUAGUCUCAAUCUUGGAAAAGUAAACAAUGAAGCCGUCGGAAGUGUCGGAGAAAAUAAAAAAUCUAUUUUGUCUUUGAAGCCCGAAAGAGUAGCGUCUAUGUUGAUCGUAGCAUUAACUCAGCCGUCUGAUGUUGUGAUGGGCGACCUGACCGUGCUGUCUGUGGGUGAAACCUUACAAGCGUAUCCUACGCCCAACAUAAUCAUAAAGUAAUGAUUGAAACACUUGACGUGUUAUAAGUUUUUAUACAAAAAAUAUAAACGAAUAUGAUGGACGCGUCGGAGUACAUAUUUAUAUAAUAUAAUAUUUUGUUGGUUGAACAAUGUUUACCAGAAGUCAAUUAGCAUAAAACCGAGUUUAGAAUUAAUUUAAUAAAUAUUCUGGUCGUCUGAG